Laccaria bicolor S238N-H82 is the source of this 288-nucleotide messenger RNA. RefSeq lists its product as uncharacterized. Gene Ontology annotation, cellular component: mediator complex. The coding region runs from base 1 to 288 and encodes 95 amino acids. NCBI's taxonomy places the organism in Eukaryota, Fungi, Basidiomycota, Agaricomycetes, Agaricales, Hydnangiaceae. The record is from RefSeq and is a predicted model, not a curated record. The transcript has 3 exons.
AUGUGUUUGAAGCUGAGUGACCCGCCUCGUCUACUUUUUCAACAAAAGGAUAACGCAUUGCGUCGGUCAGCGAACAAGAAAGAGCUAUUAACGGACUUGAUGGUGAAAGCCAAGCAGAUAGAGUAUCUUAUCAACUCUUUGCCAGAGCCAGAACCGGAGGAAGAACAAGCAAAGAGAAUACAACAAUUAGAGGAGGAGAUGACGCUCGCGAAUGAGGAGUACAUGUUGGCUGUCGGUCGUAAAAUCUUCACUCCCAAGUUACAGAAGCCCUGCAGGCCAUGCUUGUAG